GAGCCCCUCCCCCUUUUUAUCACCAUAGAAAAAGUAAUGCACAAUGGAAGUCAAGACAGCGUCUGCUCUUACUGAGAAGUGGCAAUCCUUUGCUUUCCAGGCACCUGAAUACUCGAGAAAGGACAGAUACACAGAUAUUCUUGCUCAACUGGUGGACAUAGACAGCACAGAUGGUGCUGCACUAGUCCUGAGGGGAAAUCUUCCACCGUUCUCUGAAGAUCACCUGCAUGAUGAGGAUAUAGAUAUUUUAAUGAAAGCCGUUGGAGAUUGCCAGCCAUCAAAAAUUACCUCUAUUGAUCUGAGCUACAAUUCCCUGACUGACACCAGUGCUGACUAUUUGGCAGAAUGCCUCAAGACACCUAACUCCACUCUACAAACCAUCAAUCUGAGCUACAAUGACAUAGAGUGUGCAGGAGCAGAGACAUUAUCAACAGCGCUACAGUUCAAUGAUUCACUCGUUACUCUCAUUUUGGACGGAUGCAAGAUUGGGCACAGAGGUGGUAUUAGCCUAGCGUCAAUGCUACAGGUAAACAAAUCCCUGCGAAAGUUGAGCCUGUCUGCUACUGACCUGGACACUGACUCUGUGAUAGCAUUGGCUACAGUGCUGCAAGGGAACCAGUCGCUAACCUCCAUUGACCUCUCACGACCUCUGCUACACAGUAAACUGGAGGAGACCACUAUUCACAUCAGUAGAAUGCUACAGGUGAACAGUACACUGAGAGAGUUGCACCUGAGCAAGCACGCCAUGACUGACACUGGAGUGGAGUGGCUCUGCAGAAUGCUCAGGGAGAAUACCACCCUCACCUGCCUGAAUAUCAGCUGCAAUUCCCUGUCUCGAGAUGGUGCCCGCCACCUGUCAGUCCUGCUCCAACACAACACUCCCCUCAGUGAUCUGGACAUCAGCUACAACAGGAUUGAGGACGAGGGACUUGUUCAUAUCAGCAAUGUCCUGGCCAAGGACAACAGAAAGCUCACAAAAUUGAGUGUGUCCUUCAACAGUAUCAGGGACGAGGGUGUGUGUGCACUGGCCGGGGCGCUCAAGACCAACACUACCCUCACACAAGUGGCCAUCUGGGGAAACAAUCUGGGGGAGCCAAGUUGCAAUGCUUUUCGUGAUCUCCUCGAGAGUGGUCGCCUGCUACCAGAGUGUGUGGAUGUGAUGCACUACAAAGUCGAUGGAAUAUCAUAUUUAGCAAGAACAGACUUGAAAUAGAAAAAUGAACUGCACAUGUAUUAUAAUUAUAAGCGAUAGAUGUCAAAAACAAGACAUAAAAAUAUUAUCAUGUUAUGUGUAACUGUA
This is a messenger RNA of Halichondria panicea, 1300 nucleotides long. Its product is annotated as leucine-rich repeat-containing protein 34-like. The coding region runs from base 44 to 1213 and encodes 389 amino acids. The record is from RefSeq and is a predicted model, not a curated record. Gene Ontology annotation, molecular function: protein binding. The transcript has 9 exons. NCBI's taxonomy places the organism in Eukaryota, Metazoa, Porifera, Demospongiae, Suberitida, Halichondriidae.